GCCGGAUGUGGCGCCAUGGAGGCCUUGAGGGGCGCGAGCGAGCCCGCGAGAGGAAAAUAAAGGCGAACGAACCGCCGCCGCCUCAGUCCCCUCAGCCGCCGCCACCUCCUCCUCCUCCUCACGGAGCGGUUCCUCUUCUCCGAAGCCUCCGGACAUGGGGCCUCCGCCGCCCGCUCAGUUACCACAACAAGAGCUGGGCCCGCCUUCGUCGUCGUCUUCUUCCUCGCCUUUUCCUCCAGCCGGGACGAGCCAGCGGAGGGGAGCGACUCGCGGGGUGGGGGUGAGCGAGCGAGCGAGCGGCCUUGAGGGGUUGUGUAUUAGUGGCGGGGGGGGGGAACGGUUUCUCGAAAGUACGCAUGCGCGGGGGUGGCGGGGGGGUUAAUGGAGUUUGGGGACCCCCCCUCCAACGUUAGGUACACCCCCCAUCCCCCCAGAUAGGUGAGGGCGGCCAUAAUAUUCCAGUAGCGCCGUGCACGCGUUUACAGAACAACAACAACAACAAAGGUCAGUCCCCUGCCCCGAGGAGCUUCCAGACCUAUGGUGGGAAACGGGCGGGCAGGAAGAGCAGGUGCAGCUCUACUUGGUUGCAGGUGGAAGCAGGGACCGGACUGGAGGAAGGAGCCCUGGGGCUGAAACAGGGCAGAGUGAGGGCAGGGGGGUCGUAGCUAGGAAGACACCAGCCUCUGUGCCUUUUGGAGGGAAGGGUCAGCGGUGUCGCUGCGGGUACUGGGCAUGCAGGAGGCUCCAGGAUCAACCUCUGGCGUGAAAAGGAUCCGGUGGGAGGUGUUGGGAAAGACCUUUUCUGCCCCUAAGCUGCUGCCGCUGCCAAUCGGAGCAGACCAUUUUGGGCCUGAUUGAGACAGUAAUCAUGGCUUGGAAUGGGGCUGACUCCCAUAUUCCGUUGCCAAGAGAGAAAAUACACAGAGAACUCCAUCGUUUCUCUCCCCUUAAGAUAAACGUGAAAAACUUGGAGCUUCCCGUAGUAGAGGAGUGCAUGGGAUUUUAGUGCUAUGAACUCUGCUUGCCCUGUUCUCCCCCUUCAAUCCUCACUUCUUCCAUAAAACUAGGUUAAGCACUUUCUGCACCUGUUUGUUCGUAGAGGGUUCCCUGAGUCUUGGAUGCAGUCUAAGCCAUGUGCCUCAGCCACACAAACAGCAUUUUAGCCGUUCAGGUCUUGCUUGAGCCUUUGGCUAUGUGCAGAAGGCUUUCCGUUGGUAUGUAAUACAAUGUAAAUGACAAAACAAAAACAAGGGCAUGCUUCAGUUUCCCAGAUGUAAAAUGUAAACAAUAAUUAUGUACCUGGCAGGCCAAGAUGAGGACAUUAAGGUGCUGUGACUAUUUGUUCUUAACAUACAGUCGUUACUUCAGAAAUCUCAGAGCUGCUGUAGAAAGUGUUCAUGUGGUCUUAGCAGCGGAACAGUUACCAGAUCUUUCCCCCACCUCCUUGGCUUCCAUUGCUAUGGGGCUGGUGCUCCCAGAUCACUCGUCUCAUCCCAAAAUACAUUUUCCCAAUAGCAAUUUUUAAAAGUGACAUCUGUAUUUAGAAGAUCAACACAGGAAUGGGGUGGAGCAGGCAAGAUACUUUAUUCUCAGGUUAUGAAAGGUCACCCCCAACACUUCUGGAAUUUGGAUUGUAACGAUGUAAUUUCCAUCGCCCAAGUGGGAGUAUUCCUUUUUUUAAAAAAAUAUUAUAUUUUUAUUAAAUUUUCAAAUACAAAAACAAAUUUAUGCAUUCCAUACAUCUUAAUUACAUCUUACUUCUCUUUUUUUACUUCCCUCAAUUUGUCUGCCGUUCCUUCCCUUUAUUACCUUUUACAUAUUUCUGCCCUUUUAACCAUUUCGCCUCACAGAGUUUCCUUAAAACUUACAAACAUAAUUUUAUUAUCACUCAGUUUUUGCAUAUAUUGGAUAAACUUUUCCCAGUCUUCUGUAAAUCUUUGGUCUCGUCGAUUCCGGAUCCUUCCUGUCAUUCUGUCCAAUUCUGCAUAAUCCAUCAUUUUAGUUCUCCAUUCUUCUAUCGUAGGUAAUUCCUCCUGUUUCCAUUUCUGGGCCAUCAAUAUUCUUGCUGCUGUCACUGCAUAUAAAAAUAACUUCUUUUCUUUCUUAUUUAUCUCAUUACCUGUAAUGCCUAGUGAAAAAAAGCUUCUGGUUUCUUAACAAAUGUAUAUUUCAACAUUUUCUCCAAGUGGGAGUAUUCCAGGCCUUAUAGCAGAGUGGGAAUUUACUGGUCCUGUUUCCUCCCACACUCACUGCUUUGCCUGGCUGGCUAUGUCUCUUGCUGGCCUGGGUAGAGCAUAUAAAGAAGGGGGGCGGGAUGUGCAGCAGCUAGGCCACUAUACAAAGGUAAAAGUUACAUGAGUUGCUCUCUCCACUUUUGCCUCCUGAAGGUUGCCCAGAAGGCACGGCGUCCCUGAGACUGGAAAAGGUUCCCACCCCUGCCCUUACAUCAUGCAGCUCACCUGAUUAAAGCAAUGUACUAGUUCAGUGGGUAAGUGUUGGGUAAGGUAAAUGCCAUCUCCUUUAUCAGGCAUUUGCAAAAGUAAAAGGAGUGUCAUGCACUGAAUCCAAGACACACUGUGUCAGUAAUGAAACCUCAAGAUGAGCUGGACUGUGUCCUGAGCCUUUUUUUUAAAAAUGCAGACAGAUUUCCACUGUUGCUGCAAUAAUUAUACACUCGCUUUGGCAUUUAAGAUUGUGGUAAUAAUCUUUUCUUCAAAUAUUGAAACUGAAAACAAGUCACAAGUGCUCUUUAAAGGUUGAUGUUGACAUCUAGGGAUCUAAAUCUUUUCCUGUACUCAGAAUAGGGCUGGUGCCUAAAAGUAGAUUUAAAAUGUGGAGUCUUGUCCCACCAUCUCUGUGCAUGUGUCCAUUCACUUCCCUUAAUCAUGCAAUUCAUCAUUCCAGGUAGCAACCUCUUCUUGCUGAAACUUUUGAAAAUUGUCAGUGGGUGUGGCUAUACCAGUGAGAUGCCCAUGGGCAGGACUUCUGCUUCAUUUGGCCCUCCUCUGCUAGGCCUGCCAUGACCGCAUUCUUCACCAGCGUCCCCAACUGGAUUCAAGAUGCAAAGCAGGAGGAGGAGGAGACGGGCUGGAAACUAGUCCCCCGCCCCAAGGGCCGAGAAAGCGAGAGCCAAGGGAAAUGCCAGCACGAACCGUCAGGAGCCUCCUUCCCCAGUGUGGAUAAGCUGAGAGCAAACCCAGAGCAGAGACCGUACGGCUGCCCUCAAGUGCACUGUGGCAAGGCCUUUGCUUCCAAGUACAAGCUCUACAGGUAUGUAGGGGGGAUGGGUUAGAGCAGGCAUGUUCAAAGUCCGGCCCAGGGACCUAAUCCGGCCCGCCAGUCAGUUUAAUUCGGCCCCUAAAUAAAGCUCAACAACCUUGGGGGGGAAAUCCAAAAAAAGCUCAACAACUUCAGUCCUAAAAGGUCAACAACUUUCGUCAGCCCUCCUGCAUGUUCACUUCAUCAAAUCUAGCCCUUUUUGAAAAAAGUUUGGACACCCCUGGGUUAGAGGGUUGGGCUAGGACGGAGCAGCCUCAGGUUCAAACUUGGCCAUGGAACAGGUUUGUUUUAGAGCAGUGUUUCCCAAGCAUAAGAAGGAUAACUUACACUAUGUGGCCAUAGGUGAAAAGUUUGGGGCUGCUGGUGAAAGGCAACAGACCUCGCCACACAAGCCUCCAUAACAUCCUCCCCCCAGGUCCCAUUUAUGAUCUGAAUGGUGUAAGAUGUGUGGAUGGGUUUGGCAAAUGCCAAAUUCUUCGCUCUCCUUCACUCCUAUAACUCUUAAAACUGGGAAGAGGAGAAUCUCCUUGCCCAAGCUAACCUGCCCAGCUUUUGUGGUGCUUGUGGUGGAGGCGGGGGCAGGGACACAAGUAAGCUGCUUAUAACCUGUGCUUCUUUUCCCCGCAAGGCACUUGGCCACCCAUUCUGCCCAGAAGCCCCACCAAUGCAUGUACUGUGAGAAGAUGUUCCACCGCAAGGACCACCUUCGCAACCACCUGCAGACACAUGACCCCAACAAAGAAGCUCUCCACUGCCCAGAGUGCGGCAAGAACUACAACACCAAGCUUGGCUACCGGCGCCACCUGGCCAUGCAUGCUGCCGCCAGUGGCGAUCUCAGCUGCAAAGUGUGCUUGCAGAUGUUUGAGAGCACCCAAGUCCUGCUGGAGCACCUCAAGGCCCACUCCCGGAGGCCCUCGGGCAGCGUGAAGGAGAAGAAGCACCCGUGUGACCACUGCGACCGCCGCUUCUACACUCGCAAAGAUGUGAGGAGGCACCUGGUCGUGCACACGGGCCGGAAGGACUUCCUGUGCCAGUACUGCGCCCAGCGAUUUGGCCGCAAAGACCACCUGACCAGACACAUGAAGAAGAGCCACUCCCAAGAACUGCUGAAGAUCAAGACGGAGCCAGUGGACAUGCUAGGCCUCCUCAGCUGCAGCUCAGCCAUGGCAGUGAAAGAGGAACUGAGCCCCGUCUUGUGCAUGGCAUCCCGGGAUGUGAUGAACAGUAAGAGCUUCCCUGGGAUGCUGCCAAUGGGCAUGUAUGGGGCACAUGUCCCCACCAUGCCCAGCUCAGGAAUGCCCCAUUCUUUAGUCCCUAACCCUCUGCCAAUGGGAAUGAGCUACCCCCUGGAGUCGUCCUCCCCACCACAACCUCCCCCAAAGUACCAGCUUGGAUCUACCUCAUACUUGCCUGACAAGCUCCCCAAAACAGAGGUGGACAGCUGUUUGGCAGAGCUCCCUGGAGGCCUGUCCCUUGUGCCUGGUGAGCCAUCCUCGUCCUCUCCUCAGCCUAUCACCCUGGAGGAGACUCUGCUCUCCAAGAGCCCCGCUCUGCUUUCUGAGGCUCUCUGUGCUGCUAACAUGGACUUCUCCCAUCUCCUGGGCUUCCUUCCCUUGAACCUCCCGUCAAUCAACCCUCCCGUGUCCUCGGCGGGUCUGGUCAUGGGCUAUUCACAGGGAGAGACCCAGUCACUCCUCACCACUUUGCCACCGCAAGAGGCGCCAGGAGCUGCGACCUCCCUUGGCUUCGGAGCACUUCACUCGCUGCCCUCCAUGUUCUCUCCUGGCUUGGGUGCAACCACCUUGCCACGUUUUCACCAAGCGUUCCAGUGAGGCAGCUGGGGAAAGAACGGGACUUCCCUUCGGCGUGUGGAUUGGGUACGGCAAAGGUGCCCGGAUUUGUUUUCCUUCCUACCGUAGUCUGGGAAGGCUUGAGGGGAGGAGUGCCUGCAUGGACUGGAACUGCCACGCGGACUUUGAUGUGCGCCUCAGUCCCAGACAGUGUGUAGGUUGCAGCAAAUAGAAAUUCAGGUAUUUCCCCAACCUUGUUUGUUUGGUAAAUCAGGCAUCACACUGACCUUCCUUGGGGCUUCCGUCCUCAUUCCACUUUAUUGAAUCGGGGGUCUGCCUCACGUUAGGGCACAACAUUUCUUCUGCAUUUCAGCACCUCAGUCCACGGGGAAGGCUGGAAGAGCCUGUUGUCGCCUGCUGCCCCUCCCACAUCACCUCUCCUGGUUGCGCCCACACAGUACUGAGUGUGUGCGGAGUCAACACUUCCUUUCUUCAGAGCCGCAUCAUUAAGACUCAUUCCAACCGAAUCGUGUUUACGCGCCCGUAAAAAGUCUUCCCGCCCACCCCUCACCCCCACCAUUGCAAAUCAGGAAGUGCCAGGAACACCGUCCUUGUUUCUGGCGCAGCUCGCACACUGUUUACACAAUGGAAUCGGGUCGCCCUGAUUUCACUUCACUACUUCCAUUUCUUCCCCUGUGGGGAAAGCAAAACUGACUAUGGAUUGCUUUUGCCAAUUUAGCUGACUGCUCUGUAGGUCAUGUUCCCUUAAAUCUCAGCGUGGGUCAGAAGGAUCCUGCUGCCCAAACAGCCCGGCUUGCUUUUCUGUGUUUGUGAGCACUCUUUCCCAAAGCAUACGCAGGGAUGGAGGGGAGUGGACCACGGCCUCACCUGUUAAUGGAAGCUCGUUGCUUGAGGGCUUCUCCCCACUUCUGUGGCUUGCUUAAGUUCAGCACUGAGGUCUGCCACAAUUCCUUGCAAUUGACACUUGGUCCUUGGCUUUGAAGCACAAAGGAGCUUGCUGAGAGAAGCCAACGCUUCAGCCCAGCAGCAGCAAGUCCUGAGAAGAAGCUUCCUUCUACCUCACCCCAGUGCUUGUUGGAGGAAGCCAUUGGGCUGUGCUUUGCAGUAGCCAUAGAGCUUAAUAUUUCAGCCUCAUAGGCAUUGGAGUGGGCUUGCCCAAGCCGUUCCUUUGCCCAAAGGAACAGGGCCACAGUCUUGUUCUCCCAGUGGCUCAGCAAGACUUGUGCCACUUGCCUCUGCUUCCCACAACUUCCUAUGCUCUUUUGUCUCCUUGGGACCUUGCAUUCCCUUGUAAGACCCCCUGGGCUUUUCUGUCCCCCCCAACCUCUCUUGCACAGCCAGUUCCUAGCGUUUCCCCUGUGUUCCAGGAAUGUGUUACCCCAGUUAAAAUGAGGGCUGCUUUGUAAUGUUUUCUGCGAUCUUGCACCCAUACAGUAAACCAAAGGGUGGGGACAUGCAAAGAGUGCAGUGGCUGUCCGGGUUGCUGCCUGCUUCUUCUGCGACAGUUCAGGGUCCUUGCGUGCUUUGUCUUCCAAGGCAAGUUGAUGAACUGGGCCCAUUGGUGCUUCCCAGUUGCUCCUGGGUUUCUGCUUCUCCAUCAUGCAUUUGCGUCCUGGGUUUGCUGCUUCCUUUCCCCCUCUUGCUUGGAUUCCACUUCCUUUUUCCCUUGCCAUUUCAGCAAGCUGCUUUCCUGGGCUAUUCUGUCUGUAUCACAGCAAAUACCUCAUGAAGUAGGUUCCCUUCCUCCCUGUCCUUAUGAAUUCGCACUUGGUAACCUCGUUUGGGGUCAGUCUGCCUGUGUGGCACUUCAGGGUAUCUUCACGAGCCCCAGAUGUUCACUUCUUCAUACCUCAGAUAUAUACAUACAUAUAUAAAUAAAUAUAUGGGGUGGAGUAGGGGUUAAGACAGUAGGAUCUGUUUCUCUUGCUUGCCUGCGUAUAAGCCUACCUCUGCCUUCAUCCUAAGAUGUAGUUAGUGGUCUCUCUGGAGCCCCUUCUGCUUCAGCAGAUACAUAGCAAGUUUGUUUUCUACUAGUUCCAGUUAGUUCCAGUUUGCUUUUAAGGUCUGGGUUUUUCUCCCAUUGCCUUCCAGUGUUUAGAUGCUUUCAGUACAGGAUUCCCCGUCCUGUCGCAAGGACAGGCUUUGUAGGCUUAGCUAGCCCUUCUCUAGCUGGAUUUUUUUCAUAUCAGUUUAGUAUUUUGCAUUAUACUUACCUCAACAAUAGCAUGUGAAAGUGAGUUCCACAAGCCAUGCUUCUUGAUCUGUUUUUAAGACGUUGCCUUUCUAAUUUCAGCGAGUGCCUUGCGCUGGGUAAAUAGGAGAGUGUCUGGGCUUCUCCUUAUCAUUCAGUAUUUUUAAAUACCUCAGUUGUGUUUCCUGUUCCUCUCUUUUUCCAGAAAUUGCUGCACAGUCUCUUAUGCAAUCCUCACCACAUCCCUACCUCGACACUUGUGAUAAAUCUCCACACUUCUGCCUUCUUCAGACUUUUGAACGUAACUGAUCCACGAUUUUCUCAGGUUGAGUUGCCUUUUUGUUGUGUGACUCUUCCAGUUUUUGGCAAUUCCUGCCUUGUCUGUUGCCUGCUUUACUGCUUCCAGCCUUGAGUUUUGACAAAAGUCUGACUCGGGAGAAUAUUUCAGGCUAUAGCCCUUGUUCUUUUGAAUAUGUCUCCAUGACUUGUGUUUCUUUGCUCUUAUUGCCUAACCGAAGAUAUAGGUAAGAUCUCUGUGCCCCCCAAGCCCGCCCAGUAAUUCAGAGCCAUCUUGGACCCCAAGCUUAGUAUUCACAUUUAUACCAAAAUAUUUCUCUGCUAAUAAUUUGGGGUGGGGCAAGAACUUGAGGGAGAAUCAUCCACUGAAGCCAUGUUCACAUGUUACAUAUGUAAGAUUUGCCAUCAUGUCCCUGUGUUCUUCAGCCAGGAUGCAUUUUGCAGGAGGAAAAAGCACAGAGCAGCUCAAACUGGGCUGAGGAGGAGAAAUGUUGCAGAAUCUUCUGUCCCACUACCAGGGCAUUCUCUCUGUGCAGAACUAAGUUUUCUCUGAAGUUUUUUUUUUGGGGGGGGUACUUCCUCCACCCCUUUUAGCUUUACUCAGGAGUGAAAUUGUCUGAAUCCGAAUCUGCUUGGCAGGUAGCCUGGUCAUUGUCACAACUAGGCAGUGGGAAGGAGGCAACACUUAAGAUAGGAAUUAGCAGGUUCCUCCCCUUGGUGCCUAGCCCAGAGAUAGUGCUACAGUAAAAGGAAAGGGUCCAUCAUUCUCACUGCUCGUCAGGACAACUUUCAGGUUACCUUGAAAAGUUAGAUGAGCUGAUUAUCUUACCUAGUAGUUGUUUAUCCUUAUCCCAUUAUUACACUUAAUGACAACUAGUUCUACAAACUUGUAGCCGGUGGAAAUAAGGAUAUUUUCUUUGUGUUAAGCUACUGUAAGUGAAUUUCAUUGAGGCUCAUAUUAUUUGGAAAGCUAAACAACUGGUCUGUAUUCACCCUUUCCAACUGGCAUGUGUUUUUUUAAAAAAAAAAUACUUCAGUUGUUUCCUUCCUUUUGAUCCUAAAUGUGGCAUAUUUAUAGGGGACUUAAUUUCACACGACUUGUUUCAUAGUGUGAUGCCCGUUGUGAAGUAGAAUUGGGUCUUGGCGUUAAAGAGGUUUCAUUCCUCCUCGCAGAGAGAAUUCAGCUUUAACCAAGACCAUUCCUUCAUCUCCCCCCUCCCCUAUUUUCCUAGAGCUUACAAAUGAUUCAGGUCAUGAUGAGGUGAUCUUGCCACAGCCAUGCUCUGUUAAAUGCCGCUUGUAUUCUUGUGUAGUCCAAUCUGAUAUUUACCACCCUUUCAUGAAGCAUUGAAGGCAAAAGGUUUUUCUUCCUUUACGGUGUGGCAGAUGCCAGUUCAUGCGGCACAAAGACUGGUAGGAUCACCUGUUGAAGAUUUCAACCAUGUCAAAGGGGGUAUUGGCUAAAAUGGCUGCAGUUUGUUGGAUCCUCUUGGCCAUUUGAUCACCCUUGGUCUACCUUUUUAGCCUCCCUCUUGAAGAAGCUGGUACUUAGACCCUUUCUAGCUUUAGUGAUGCCCGUGUUACAGCGCCCCAAACAUUUAGCUUUGUGGUUUCUUCCUGUAGCAGUUAGCCACCUGUCUUACGCCGAAUGCUACAACAUCGCAGCUCUCUGUGUUGGACUCUUUCCUAUUGACCAAGCUGUUUAUUUCCCUUUUAGUUAGCAAUAAGCCCAAUGGCUUUAUUUUACCAGCACUGACCUCUUCUCUGUAAAUAGUAAACUCAUCAAGGGGCAGGGAGGGUUGUACCGUCCCUUCCUUUCACUGGCACAUCUUAAAACUCAUAACCCAUUUUAUUUUCUGACUGACAUUUUAUUUUCUAACACGCUCUUCUGUCCCAGAACGCUUUGCUCUCCCGUCCUUUUGUGUUCAGAUGAUGCCUUUGCAAGUUCUUUUGUUUCUUGCCUUGUUUUGUGGGAUUGACUGUCCCCAAGAAGAAUGUGUCCUUCACAGCAGUGGAAUUAAAUUUUAGAAUACCACUAUUUCUAGACUUGCCCAUUAGAAAGGGCGAAAGCGAAAAGUUGUGCAGCCUCCUGGGAUUAAAAGGAAGAGGGAAAGUUAACAUCUUUUGGAUUAGUGUUACGUAGGAAUCUUUGCUUAAAUAGUUAUGCCAGAUAAAAUGAAUGACUGCAAGUGCAAGCUCUGUGCAAAGAGUUACACCUACAGUGUGUUGUCUACAUGUGCACUGCAUGCUCCCCUCCCCUCUGCUUUGGUGGUCCUAGCAGAAAGGUCCCCUCGACUGCCAGAUCUUAACAAAAAUGGUGAAAAUGGUAUGUGAUCACAAAGUGGGAGUUUUGUGGCCGAGAGAGUGAGUACAUAUGUUGUUGAACCCUCUGUGAUUCUGGCUUGGUUUGUGUCUUUCUGCAUUUUUUGCAACAGCUGUUUCCUUGGGACAUCUCAGAGUGGUUCCUCUCACCAUCCACCCAAAGAAAGAAAUGUUAUGUGUCGUGUCAAUGAACUAAGUAUCUCUCUGCUGUUAUCCAUGGCUGUUUAAACUGACCCCCCCUCCAAAAAAAAUCUAGGUAGUCUGGAAUGGCUGCCUUCGCCUUUCCAGUUUUAGUGUGUUCUCAACCUCUAGCGAGCAUCUCGUUAAAACUCUGGGUUUUUGCUUAGUCUUAAUAACUAAGAGCUGUGGUUUGUUUUGUUUGUUUUUAAAAUUGAAUGCUUUGUAAUGUGUUUUAACCAAGGUUUUACCCUACCUGCUAAACAGGAUGCUUUUGCCUUAGAGCAGGCUGUGGGGCUAUACCCCCCGCCACACACACACACACACACACACACACACACACACACACUUUGUGAUCUGCCACCUCAAGGCGCCGGCCAUCACUCCCAUGUACCUGCUGCUGCUUGCGAUGGUGGCCAUGUUCUCAUAAUUUCAUUGUACUUCUGUGUGCAUAUAAAGGAUGGUAAGGGAACAGGGCAACUGCUGUCACCCAUGAGAAAAAGGGGGUGAUGGAGGCAUUGCAGGAAGGAAACAAGACUUAGUGGCCUGCACCUCCCCAGAGAGGAACUGAAGCCUGUGGGUGCCUGCACUUGGCAUGGCACGUGCCCUGGGUCAGACAGCUGAGCUCUGGUUGCUCCUGCAAAAGCCUUAAUAGCAUACACUGUGACUCUGGUGUGCUUUGUACUGGGCAGGGUGGGGGGCAGGGAACAUGGGCAGAGGACAACAUAAUCUGCCUGCAGUGGGGCACGAUUCUUGCUUUGGAAUUUGAGAUUUGGGACAGCAUCUAGGAAUGCUGUAUCCCUAGUCAUUUUUCACGGGAAAGUUUCCUGUUCCUCUGAACAGCACAAGAACUGAUGGCUUGAACUCACAGGUGGCCCCUCUGCCUGAAAGUGUCUGUCCCGUGACUGUGUUUUUGCUCUCCUGCUCAGGGCUGUGGUCUUAACAGCUGAACUUUCAAGGGCUCAUUUGGAAUUUCUCUGACCUUGCAAGAGGGAGCUGACCUCUUUGGCUCACCUGAGCCGUACCUGCCUCGUCUCCCAAGCCUGCCCGCCUGCCUGCCCUCCGCAAGAGCCACCAAGGCCCUCUAGGCCUGAAGCUGGGACUUCUCAAACAAAUCUAGCACUUUUUCUAAAUACAGCAAAUAACCUCCUCUGAUGAAAAGUAUUGUAGGACUUCUUACAAGUCCAGGUUUUUAAAACUAAAGAUUGAAGUGCCAUUAGGAAGUGUACAGUUCAUCAUUGUUCAGUUAGCUUUUCUUUUGUCUUACAGAAUUAAGUCCAAAAUGAAAGAGGGUGUGUUUUGUUUUUUUAAAAAUGAAAAUGCUUAUUAAAAAUGUUUGAAGUAU
Messenger RNA from Podarcis lilfordi (Lilford's wall lizard), 11422 nucleotides. The record is from the annotation of a GenBank genome assembly. NCBI's taxonomy places the organism in Eukaryota, Metazoa, Chordata, Lepidosauria, Squamata, Lacertidae.